UACCAGUGUUGCUAACGGCACCGCGACAUCAUCGUCAUUGGUAACGACCAGGGCAGGGGGAGGAGGAGGAGGGGUGGGGUCGUCAAGACGAUACUGUCCCUGUUGCUACUGUGAACUAUUUGGAAACAAUGGGCCUCCUCCGGUGCCGACCAGUCACAACUUCACGAAGCACAGAGACAAGAUGAGGCAUAAGCUGGAGGGGAAGAGGAGAGAGAAGGAACUAAACAGACCCUAUAAUCCCCAACACAACUGCAGUGAGACUGACUCUCGGCCACUGGAUGAACAACUUGCCUUUAUUGAGGGAGACGAGGAGGGAGAGGGGGGCGGAGUCACGUCUGUCUCCAUGACUACCAACCACACCUCCAAGCCUGGGAAGAAAAAGAAAAAGACGAAAAAGAUUCAUGAAAGAAAAAUGUCUCUUCCAGUUGCUUCUUAAUUACAUCCCUUUUACGGUUCCCUAGCAACCGUCACUCCCGGCAACAACAGAGGAGGAAAGUGGUGGCCACACCCACAAGUCACAUGACGGGUUAUUGGGUGUGUCAGUGUGUGAGGAGAGAGAAGAUGACGACAGGUCGUCUGGCAAUAAAACUGGCCCAGGUAGCCACACCCACCAUGAUCUGCCGUCAGAGGAGUUGUCUGGUGACUAUGAUGAUAAACUGGAGCAAUUCAAAAAGAUCUGUUUUGCAGCACCUGCUGUGAACCGCAAGAGAAUUGCUGUCUCGCUUGACAUGAACGAUCUCAUGGCCAAAAUGAAAUAGACAUUACAUCAUCAUUACAUCAUUCUUGUACAAAAAACAGUGACACACACACAAUGUCUCCAACUGUUUUGAGAGUUGAAAUGUUGUGUAUUAUGAGAUAAUGGACACAAAAGUGCAUGAAACUAUACAACAACACAUUCUUCAACUAUAUCUCCACCCACUAUGAUGAUCUUGUCAGGUGAUGUACUGGCUACUAAACACCAGCUCCUACCACUAGUCAUAGAGCCAAUCUCCACCCACUGUCCAUCCACUAGCUGGUGAAUGGAGUUGACUGGUGACCCAACCUCGCCUGCCACCAAUGAGUACUAGCUGUCCACAGAGAGUGGCAGCUGUUGAGAAUGUCACUGGUAGAGGAGGGAGAGGUUUCCAGGAUAGGGUGAGAGGUGAUGUGAUUGGUUGAUCACUGGAUGGUAGGGCUGCAAGAGAACACGAGUAGCCAUUAGCAUCAGUUUCCUAUCACAUUCAACUGAUCACCACAUAUUGUGGCUGAAGGGAGGGGAGAGGUUGUGGUAAGUCUGUUAGUUGGUACCAUCUUCUGCUCUUCACUUGAAAUAGUUCAACUGUAGCAGUCCAACACCACCAACAGACCCCCCAAUCACAAUGAGGUAUUCGCCAUCAGAUGUAGUAACUACAGCAGUGUCGGAACGUGCAGUGUUCAUUGGAGGGUAUUUCUCAACCCAUUUCCUCUGUCGUAGUGUGUAUAGUUUGUUAGUACAAGAGAUCCAUCCCAUCCCCCCACAGCAGUUAGUUCCCUGUCAAUGAUGACUAGUCCAGAGUCCUGAUAUGGACAUGAAGGAAGUUCCUCCCAUUUCUCUGUACUACAUUCAUAUUGGUAGACUGAGUUGGAGCCACGAGGGGUGAAGUAUGCAAAUCGACCAUCAGUUGUUGCAGAUCCUCUCCUCAUUCCACAUGGUG
Molecule: messenger RNA, 1673 nt
Organism: Geodia barretti
Lineage: Eukaryota; Metazoa; Porifera; Demospongiae; Tetractinellida; Geodiidae
Source: the annotation of a GenBank genome assembly